AUGGCUCCGCAGGCAACCCUUGUCCCGCGCUUCGACGACGAUUAUUACUAUGGUUUCUGGUACACAAAGACGGGCUACGCUGUCCGAUGGUCGCUAUUUGGCAUCAUUGUCCUCAUUGCCCUCCUCUGGGUGGUUGGCGGCUACUUCCACGCCAAGCAUCGAAUGAAGAAGGGUCUCCCGCUCAAAUCCUAUCACAGCGUAUACGACCACGCAUGCAGCAAUCCGGCUGGUACCGUCCGUACAACCAAUAUGGCCCGCCCCAGGAUGGCUGGCUAUAACAACGGCUACAACAUGAACGCCAUGCCGCCGCCACCGAUAUACGACGCCAAUAACCGCCCGCCUGAGUAUCAGCAGCGCCCGCCCCCGGGCGCCAGCAAGGUUGACCCUUCGCAGUGGUCCGGCCAGCCCACGAACCGGCCGGCUGAGUCAAGCAUGGCGGGCGCAGGACCCGUUCCCGAGUACACGCCGCCGCCUGGUCCGCCUCCGGCUGUCAUGAGACAGUAG
Molecule: messenger RNA, 504 nt
Organism: Beauveria bassiana ARSEF 2860
Lineage: Eukaryota; Fungi; Ascomycota; Sordariomycetes; Hypocreales; Cordycipitaceae
Exons: 3
Coding region: 1-504 (167 amino acids)
Source: RefSeq, a predicted model, not a curated record